Messenger RNA from Mus pahari (shrew mouse), 4924 nucleotides. RefSeq names its product family with sequence similarity 172 member A (gene Arb2a). The record is from RefSeq and is a predicted model, not a curated record. The transcript is spliced from 10 exons. Gene Ontology annotation, cellular component: nucleus. Gene Ontology annotation, molecular function: siRNA binding. Bases 75 to 1325 code for a protein of 416 amino acids. NCBI's taxonomy places the organism in Eukaryota, Metazoa, Chordata, Mammalia, Rodentia, Muridae. Gene Ontology annotation, biological process: regulatory ncRNA-mediated heterochromatin formation.
UCAUAGAAUAAGUAGGCUUUGGGUAGAGCUUAAUUUAUUGCUUUCAUUCAUUCUAGACUGUCUUCUGAAGAUCGAUGUCUAUUUCCUUGAGCUCUUUAAUUUUCUUGCCAAUUUGGAUAAACAUGGCACAAAUCCAGCAGGGAGGUUCAAAUGAAAAAGAACAGACUACAGCAUUGAAAGAUUUGCUGUCUAGGAUCGAUUUGGAUGAACUCAUGAAAAAGGACGAACCACCUUUUGAUUUUCCAGAUACACUGGAAGGCUUUGAAUAUGCUUUUAAUGAAAAGGGGCAGUUAAGACACAUAAAAACUGGGGAACCAUUUGUUUUUAACUACCGAGAAGACUUACACAGGUGGAACCAGAAAAGAUAUGAAGCUCUGGGCGAGAUCAUCACAAGAUAUGUUUAUGAACUCCUGGAAAGUGACUGUAAUUUGAAAAAAAUCUCUAUUCCAGUAGAUGCUACUGAGAGUGAACCAAAGAGCUUUAUCUUUCUGAGUGAGGAUGCUUUGACAAAUCCACAGAAACUGAUGGUUUUAAUUCAUGGUAGCGGUGUUGUCAGGGCAGGUCAGUGGGCUAGAAGGCUUAUUAUUAAUGAAGAUCUGGACAGUGGCACACAGAUCCCUUUUAUUAAGAGAGCUAUGGAUGAAGGGUAUGGAGUCAUAGUCCUGAACCCAAAUGAAAACUAUAUAGAAGUGGAAAAGCAGAAAAUGCAUAAGCAGUCCUCUUCUGAUGGUACAGAUGAGCCAGCAGGGAAGCGGGAAAGGAGAGAUAAGGUCUCUAAGGAAACAAAGAAGCGCCGUGAUUUCUAUGAGAAGUACCGCAACCCUCAAAAGGAGAAAGAAAUGAUGCAGUUGUUUAUCAGGGAAAAUGGUUCUCCUGAAGAGCAUGCCAUCUAUGUGUGGGACCAUUUCAUAGCCCAGGCUGCUGCUGAGAAUGUGUUCUUUGUGGCUCAUAGUUAUGGAGGACUUGCUUUUGUUGAACUGAUGAUUCAACGAGAAGCAGAUGUAAAAAGUAAGGUGACUGCUGUGGCAUUGACAGACUCUGUUCACAAUGUGUGGCAUCAAGAAGCUGGCAAAACCAUCCGAGAAUGGAUGAGAGAGAACUGUUGCAACUGGGUCUCCAGCUCAGAACCAUUAGAUACAUCGGUGGAGUCAAUGCUGCCUGACUGUCCCAGAGUGUCUGCAGGCACGGACCGUCACGAGCUCACUUCCUGGAAGAGCUUCCCGUCUAUCUUUAAGUUCUUCGCGGAAGCCUCGGAGGCCAAGAGCAGCUCGCAGAGGCCGGCCCUGACGCGACGCUCGCACCGGAUCAAGCACGAGGAGCUGUGAGCGCGCAGCCGCCCGCCGCCCGCCCGCCGCCCGAAGCCUCCUGGCCCCCAUUAGAUUGCUUUCUUUCUCCAGCGCAGGGUCGUGAUGUGUCCGUCUAAAUAGCGUUUUGCAUUAUUUCUAGAUGAGUGCAACUGUCAAAGCAAUAUGGCUUCAGCGGCCGAGUUGCCUGCGGCUGAGCCGGGCCUCGCGCGGCGGGCCCGGGCGACCGAGGCUGACAGCGCCCGGAGUGCCAGCGCCCGGCGCCCCUAAUUGCCCGGCUGAUCCGCGGGCGCGGCUGGCCGAGCGGCGUCUGCGCGGUCCUACCGCCCGCUGCAGCGCGACAGCCGCUGCCCAGCCUCAAUUGCGCCCAUUUUUAAUCCCCUUUAAACCCAGCAAGCUUUUAUUCUGAACCUCAAACUUGAUUUUAACCAGGUUUUUUUCCUCGGGUCAUCCUAGGAGUCCCUGUCUUUUAUACAAAGCCACACACUCGAGUUCUAAAAAUGCCAACUCUUAAGUUCAGAACAUGACGGACUGUGUAGUUUGGGGAGUACAAUUUCUCUCUCCCUAUAACGACUUAUUUUCACUUCAAAACCCAAAGAAAAACUUUACAUGAAGCACCGAAUCUGAAUCCUCAUUUCUGCCCAGUUGAACUCCAGUCUUGAUGUCUCUGAUUUCAGGAGAGAAUGUCCAAACGAAAACAUAAACAGAUCUUUUAGAUGUAGGUAUAAGUCCUCAUGUUCAGUGAAUUUUCCAGUUACUUAUAAGAACUGACCUUACUAUUGAAACACAGAUGUGUGCGCCAGUGCAGAGUGGUGGUGGUGGCUGUUGAUCCUUCCAAACUGUACUUUCCCCUCUCUUGUAGCGUGCCCUGUCAGAUGCAGGGCGGUUUUACUAUCAUCAAGAAAAUAAAACUGCAUACCCUCUUUCUUCCAAAAGUCCAAGUAGGGUUAAAGUGCUUCAGUUUUCAUCUGCAGUAGGAAAAGAGAAGCAUAGCGUGAAUGAGUUUCUCUUUCGGGGGGCCAAAAUGUUUACUGUCCUCUUCCUGUGAUAGGGUGCUGCCCUGUAAUUCCAACAGUUAGGCCAACCCGGAAGAUAAAAUAAGUUGACGUUUUACUGGCUUUUGAAUUAAAGCAUUAAACAUUAAUUACUUGAAAUUUUUAAUUAGUGAAGGUUAUAUCCAGUAGGUGUGAUUGUGAUUUAAUAUAUCCAUCCUUUUAAAAAUGAAUUCAAUAAGUAAUUUGUCUGCCUUGUUUGAGACCUUGAGACAGUAUAAUCAAAAUGAGUCUGAGUUACUAAUGACAGGGAAGAAAACCUGAGCUCAACCACCUCAUGAGGAAUAUUCUCAUCUCAUGAACUGCUUUUAGCAAGUUUCAAACUGGUAACAUGUCAUGCUCUUUGCACAUGCAUACAUUCAGUAGUUCUGUAGGGACAGUAAAGUCCUCAGUGGCCAUGGCUGGGCAUCUCCUGACAUUACUUAGGCAGAAGCACCUUAGGAAAAAUCAAAAUGGCGUUUUCCCCAGCUUUUGGGCAGUUUAAAAUAUGUUACUCCAACAAUGUCAAGCACAUUGGACUGUCAUAGUGGCCCUUUACAUUUCUGUUUUUAGAAGAAUUGGUGGACUCUGUGAAAAUAAUGUCUUUCCAGUUACUGGGCUUGAAAAACUGGUGUGCAUUGAUUAUAUUUUACCGAAUGUUAUAAAUUGUCUGGUGUUUUCAGUAUUUGAAAAUGUCCACAAGAAAGUGAGUUUGCAACAUCAAGAGGGGAAAAACCUAUGCAGGGCUAAAUUUGCUAAACUUCUGCUGCUAAAUUAAAGCAAAGUUGAAGUGCUCAGCUUAUGAAGCAAGCAAAAGUAUCCUGUUCCUUCGCUCCAGGUCCCUCUCUGCAGCUCUUAAACCUUGUUUAGAGAAAGUCUUUACUGUCACUGAAUUGUUACCUUGUCUUCUGUUUAGUAGAGAGCUAUUUACAAAGUUACAUUUUGUAAAUGUCUGUUACUAGUUGUGGAUCUGUGCUAUAGCAACCCAGAGGGAGCCAGGCACAGCACCCCAGAUCACCAGCUGAUGAGUGACAAAUGAUUCCUUACAAUGUAGGAUUUCUUGACCUGUUGAUUGGGUUGCUGUUGGUAUAUGUGUAAUGAUGUUAUUCACCUCAGCUUUCUUGGGAUAAGGACAAGCACUUGGCAGUACCCUGCCUACGUGGAGGCCAGGGUUAAUAUUUCUCAUCUGGCCUUCUCCCUAUUUUUAUUUUAGGCACACAGUGGUAGAAAGGUAAGGUGUGAGCUUUUUAAAAAAUAAAUCUUAUACUUAGUUCUUAAAGUAAAUAGAUGGAGAAAGACAUAAAUUGGACAUUCAAAAUAGUCUGAUUCAAGCUUUGGAGCUUUUUCGGGUACCUAACACACAGUCCUUGGAAGUCAUCAUGGGUGUUUGCUACACCAUCUACUUGUAAUAAUUGGUUUUUUCUCACAAUUUUGCCUUGUGCUUCCUGAAAUGCAUUUUUGUUUGUUUAUAUGUCAAAAAUAAUAAAGUGUGAAGCCUCCUGUAAUCUUGUUUACCAUUUUAAAAUAAAAAUUUUCCAACAAAGCAACUGUGUAUUCUUCUUCCUCAGUUCCUUUUCACCAACUGCACAGAGGCUGUUAAAACUGAAAGCUAGCAGGAGUAAUUGGGCCAGGUCCAGCGGUAUUAUAAGCCUUAUAAUAUUACUUAGUAUUACUGCUACUACUGAUGUAAGGCAAUAUCCUAACUUCAGUUGAGUCACAAGCUCACAUAUAUCUUGUAGGUAACAUUUUUACCACACAUUCUCGAUAUACAAAUACCUUCUUAGCAAGAAAAUUAGAAAACUUGUCUUCAAAUGUUUUAUAAAAUAAACAGUACUGUACAGUACUGUACAUUUCCAAAGGGAGCUUGGUAAGUUGCUCCCCAGCUGCUGCUAGAAAACCUCGAUAAAGUGUGUUCAGCCCAAAGCUACCUUGUUGACAUCUAUGCUACAGCUAUUGCUUCCUAAACCUUUGAGAGGUUGGGUGACAGAGUGUGUUAACUAAAUUAGCACUGCUAAUAAACUAGAUUUUUUUCAUGUUUCACUGUAUUGCCUAGAGUUCCAAUCCAAACAUGUGAAUCCUACAUGUUGUAGUCACUGUAUAGAUUGGCUAACUGAUAGGUUCUUGUUGGAAGCUGUACUCUGAAUUCAUUUAAGAAAGACUGCUAUUAAGUAAUUUUCACAGUGUAAAUUUUCACAGUAAUUUUUUUGAAAACUUUUCUCAUGUGGGGAGAGGUUUAAAAACAUGAGGUAUUUAUAUAUUUGAAAUAUGGGUGGCAAAAAGGGAGAUAAUUGUGGUGACUACUUAUAUGCUCUCUGGCAUAACAUUAUAAAAUAAGACUCUAAGACAUACAAGGCAUACUCCUCCCACAAAAUGCAAUAGUUCCCUUCCCUGUAUAAAAAUGAAUGAGCAGGAACCUCUUGAAUGGUCCACCUUCCUUUUAUCUAAUGUUCUAUUAAUCUCCAAAAAGAAAAAAAAAAAAAAAAAGAUAAGUUUGGGCCUGGGAAAGGGGUUUUUAAUCAACACUUCACAGAGCUUAAAACUAUCCCGCCUAAAGCGUUAGCUUUGUGAGAUGGUUUUAAAUUCAACCCA